UCCAUCCACCACAAGAUCCAGCCUAGCCGCGAUCAAUCAGUAGGUGCAGCUAGCUUGUUGUUGCGUGCGUGGAGCAGCCACGUGUUUGCUAAUGGCGAUCCUCGGCCCGGCCGUGGACCGGCAGCAGCAGCAGCAGCCGUCCACCUGCAACGCUCCAUCUUCGUCGGACUCGUGCAAAGAGGAGGAGGAGCUCAAGGGUGUGCGUCACCUGUGCGAGCGUGGCAUUACGGCCCUACCGCCACGCUACGUCCUCCCACCCUCCGACCGCCCGGCGCCGGCGGCUCCCCGCAGCAUACCCGUCAUCGACCUUGCUCGCCUCCGCUCAUCAGAGCGCGCCAGGGAACUGGCCGCGCUCGACGCCGCGUGCCGCGACCUGGGCUUCUUCCAGGUGGUCAACCACGGCGUGCAAAGCCAAGGGAUGCUGGACGUGGCGCGCCGCUUCUUCGCGCUGCCGCAGGAGGAGCGGGCGCGCCAUAUGUCGUCUGACAUCCGGGCGCCCGUAAGGUACGGGACCAGCUUCAACCAGCUCAACGACGGCGUGCUCUGCUGGCGGGAUUUCCUCAAGCUGCUCUGCAACCCGGCCAGGCUAGACGAGGUGGUGCCGUCCUGGCCAGACAACCCCGCUGACCUCAGGGAUGUGAUGUCGCCGUACGCUCGUGCGAACCAGAUGUUGUUCCGAGAGCUAAUCUCGGCGGCGCUAGAGGCGAUGGGGAUCAUUGGCAGCGGGGUCCUGAAGGAGCUCGAGAGCGGGACACAUAUGAUGAUGGUCAACUGUUUCCCGGCGUGCCCAGAGCCAGAGCUGACGCUAGGGAUGCCGCCGCACUCCGACUAUGGAUUCCUCACCCUCCUCCUCCAGGACCAGGUCAAUGGUCUCGAAGUCAGCGAUGGGGAAGACUGGCUCCUCGUCGACCCUCUGCCAGGCGCGCUCGUCGUCAACGUCGGCGAUCACCUCGAGAUAUUCAGCAAUGGGCGGUAUAAGAGCGUGUUGCACCGGGUGCGGGUGAACUCCACCCGGUCACGUAUCUCCGUGGCCUCACUCCACAGUCUUCCUACGGAGCGGGUAAUCGGGCCCGCGCCAGAGCUGCUUGCCGAAGGUACCCCGCGGCUGUACUUGGACACUGAUUUGGCUACCUUCCUCGACUACCUCUCCUCUGCUGAAGGGAAGCACAAGACCUUUCUCCAGUCUAGAAGGAUUACAUUUCCACCAUCGUAGUCGCUAUCAACACCACGACCACCACUACGAUCGUAUAGUCUUCACCAUUUGAGCUAUUAUAUGUAUUGAUCGGUCAAAUUGUACUAUUCACUCACCUCCAAUCAUUUAAUCAUAGCUAGUACAGGUACUUACGUAUAUCGGUCGAGAUCGAUCCCCUUAAUUAACUAGGUGAUUCCCCGCGCGUUGCGGUGGGAAAUUUUAGAAAAUAUACUUGAGUAGAGCUAAGGAUUGUAGACCUAAAGCAUUG
Messenger RNA from Lolium perenne, 1460 nucleotides. RefSeq names its product probable 2-oxoglutarate-dependent dioxygenase SLC1. NCBI's taxonomy places the organism in Eukaryota, Viridiplantae, Streptophyta, Magnoliopsida, Poales, Poaceae. The record is from RefSeq and is a predicted model, not a curated record.